This is a messenger RNA of Canis lupus familiaris (dog), 825 nucleotides long. RefSeq names its product UDP-glucuronosyltransferase 2A1. Lineage: Eukaryota; Metazoa; Chordata; Mammalia; Carnivora; Canidae. Gene Ontology annotation, molecular function: UDP-glycosyltransferase activity. The record is from RefSeq and is a predicted model, not a curated record.
AUGGCUGCCCUCAUACCUCUGGUGAAGCCCAAGAUCAUUAAAAAGAGGACCGAUCUAAGGUCAUUGAAAAGAGGACAAAGACAUUCAUCCAGCACCAGUCAGACCGAACAAAUUCUUUCUUCAAAAGGAACAGAAGAGUUUGCCCAGAGUUCUGGACAAAAUGGUAUUGUGGUUUUUACUCCGGGGUCAGUGGUCGGUCCUAACGGGACAGAACAAAGAGCUAAUGUGAUUGCAUCAGCCCUUGCCCAGAUUCCACAAAAGGUUCUAUGGAGAUUUGAUGUGAAGAAACCAGAAACCUCAGGACCCAAUACUCGGUUGUAUAAGUGAGUCCCCCUGAAUGACUUUCUUGGUCAUCCAAAAACCAAAGCUUUUAUAACUCAUGGUGGAACCAACAGCUUCUAUGAGGCCAUCUAUCACAGUAUCCCUACAGUGGGCAUUUCUUUGUUUGAGGGUCAACCUGAUAACAACCUUUAUAUGAAGGCCAAGGGAGCAGCUGUUGGUUUGAACUUGAACAUAAUGUCAAGUACAGAUUUGCUCAAUGCAUUGAGGACACUCAUUAAUGAUCCUUCACUGAAUGCCAUGUGGUUAUCAAUCGUUCAUCAUAAUCAGUUUACAAAGCCUCUGGAUCAAGCAGUCUUCUGGAUUGAGUUUGCCAUUCAUCACAAAGGAGCCAAGCACCUAUGCCCAGCUUCUUACAACCUCACCUGGUUCCAAUACCACUCUUUGGAUGUGACUGGGCUCCUAUUGGCCUCUGUGGCAACUGUUACUUUCCUCGUCAUAAAAUGUUGUUUUGUUGUCAAAAGUUCAAGAAAAGAAGGGGAAUAG